AAAGAAGCUACGCACCAUGCGAGAAGCAGUACUAUCAUGAGCGGUCUUGGCGGAUGGUAGUCGCUUCAUAAUCAUCUAAUGCAAGUCGAUUGCCAGGCAUACAAGACGUUUCUUACCCUCUCCCAGCAGUGAUAUUCCCUCGAUCUAUAUACAAGACGCCGGCGAUCCAAAGCUGCCAAGGAAGCGGACGAAUCUCUCGCACAGUCGAGGAUCGGACUUCGUUCAGCUCGGCUGAUUCGAGCGGACGCUACCAAAAGGGUUUCACCAAGAUGCUACUGCACGUUGCGUGCCUCAUCCUGUUACCAGGCAUUCUAUCUAAAUCAUUAAUUCCGCAAACAAACGCGGCUCCAGCCACGUAUGAUCAGCGACAAGACGGUGACUUCAAUGUGGAUGCGAAGUUUGAAAACUUUUUGGUGAUCGUCGCUACUUCCGGUAGCAGUGGUCUGUUCAAGAACCUGGCUACUCAGACGCUGGAGUUAAACGAGCUAAUAUCGCAACGCAGCAAGCAACAGACCGCGGAGAAGCCAUCCGAAACGAUGGUUUAUGAGACAGAAGAUGCAGAUGGUGGGAGAGAGCCUUACCAUGUCGAGAUCGUUCAUAUAGAGAAAGAGGGAGAUAGCACAGUUCGAAGUAAACAUACCGACAAGUCGUCUGACGCUAAAAACACAGAGAAAAUCGAAUUAGAAACAUCGUCGAUGAAUUCUAAAAAUUUUGAGUCUGGUUUGCAAGAGGUGUCUAUCGAUGGUAAGAAGACGGUAAAGAGGACUAGAAGCCUGUGGAAUACGGAAGAACAUCGGGGACUCGUUGAUAGUUCGAUAAAAGGAAAUAGAAGGUCUACUAACGUUAGAAGUUCGCAAGUGAAGAACCUCGACCAUUCGGAUGAUCUCCCGGUUAAAGAAGAAGAGGCGUUGAAAGCAGCGAGGCCGGGUAUAUCGUUGAAGAAACAAUUGUCGAAGAAGGAGGAGGAAGACAUACCUUCGAUAUCCGAGGAAAGGAACGAAUUGGGUAACAAGUUGGCGGAGCAGGAGCUAGUGUUGUUGGGAGACGGUAUCGAGAAUUGCGGACCUGGAAGAUAUAGGGAUAAAUUAGGUGUUUGUCAGAACGACAACAAUUUUAAUUAAAAUUCAUUCUGUUUAAUAAGAGGUACAUAAGUUCCAUUUAAGAGUAUCUAUUUAUAUGACGAUUGUGAUAUUUGUAUACUAUAGUUAAAAGUUAAAAAAGAUAGUAAAAAAGUAUAAAAAGCAGGAAAAUAUAUAAAAGAAAUUAUAUGAAAA
Messenger RNA from Bombus pascuorum, 1274 nucleotides. RefSeq lists its product as uncharacterized. The coding region runs from base 270 to 1121 and encodes 283 amino acids. The record is from RefSeq and is a predicted model, not a curated record. The transcript has 2 exons. Lineage: Eukaryota; Metazoa; Arthropoda; Insecta; Hymenoptera; Apidae.